AUGGAGAUUCCGAUUAGGAUCACAAAAAACAUCAACAUGUCAGUUCCAACCACAGGGAAAGCAGACGAUCGGGACAAUUCACUUGACACGGAGCAUGGUGGUGCCAAGAGAGCUAAGGUUUUGGAGGAUGGGAAGGAGGAGAAGUUUCUUUUGUUGAACAGGGCUUCUUCCAGUUCAGGGAAACUUGCAACUGCUUUUGCUGCUUCAGAAGCAUCACAGAAUCCAACCAAGGUUGAAAGGGAAUUCAGAGACGCGGCUGGUGAACGGGAACGAGCUCAUAUCGACAGGAAUGCUGAGCGCCGCGAGAAGAAAGACAGGACACUCUUUGACGAUAACUCCAAUAAAGCGGAAGCAACUAUAGCUCGUCAUAAAAUCGAGCACCAGAAUCGGUUGACGGGUUGUGCUGUGAUGAUUUCUCAUGGCAUCAGUGUCGUGGUUGUGGAAGGCUGUCACAAAUCAAUCAAGACAUAUGAUCAACUUAUGCUAAGGCGUAUAGAUUGGGCAGCGUCGAUAAAGAAUAAAGACGACGAAGAUGGUCAUUCUCCAGCCAACAAGUGCACAUUGGGGUGGCAGGGUUAUGUUGCUAAAACCAAGUUUUGA
Molecule: messenger RNA, 600 nt
Organism: Oldenlandia corymbosa var. corymbosa
Lineage: Eukaryota; Viridiplantae; Streptophyta; Magnoliopsida; Gentianales; Rubiaceae
Source: the annotation of a GenBank genome assembly